Molecule: messenger RNA, 4923 nt
Organism: Acipenser ruthenus (sterlet)
Lineage: Eukaryota; Metazoa; Chordata; Actinopteri; Acipenseriformes; Acipenseridae
Product: sodium/hydrogen exchanger 7-like
Exons: 17
Coding region: 126-2258 (710 amino acids)
Biological process (GO): sodium ion transport; proton transmembrane transport; regulation of pH
Cellular component (GO): recycling endosome; membrane
Molecular function (GO): sodium:proton antiporter activity
Source: RefSeq, a predicted model, not a curated record
UUGAGCAGUCCGCAGCGCCUGUGGGCGGAGGUUGAAUGGUGUAGAUAGCACUGUGUUUCACUUCCCUACGCAGCAGCAACACCGACAGAGCCAGACCGUUAUUAUUAUUAUUCUUCUACUCCACCAUGGGUCUCGCAUACAAGCCAAAUCAGCGGAUCGUCUACCUUUGGGGUCGGAAAACAAUAUUCCCCUUUGUCAUCUUCCUGAUUUGUCAGGCUUGUGAGAUGAACGCCGAAGACAGCGGCAUCGAGGAGCUUACCACGGAGAAAGAGGCUGAAGAGAGCCACCGGCAGGACAGUGUUAAUUUAUUAACGUUCAUCUUAUUGCUGACAUUAACCAUUCUUACCAUCUGGUUAUUUAAACACAGGCGAGUCCGCUUUCUGCACGAGACGGGCUUGGCUAUGAUAUAUGGGUUGCUGGUCGGGGUGAUCCUGCGCUAUGGCAUUCCCUCCACCAGCUACCACAACAAGACUCCCCCCAGCUGUGCCCUGACGGGCCGGCCCGUGAGCACGCUGCUGCUCAACGUCAGUGGGAAGUUCUUUGAGUACACGCUGAAGGGAGAGAUCAACUCCCGGGAGAUCCACAACGUGGAGCAGAACGACAUGCUGCGCAAGGUCACUUUUGACCCAGAGGUUUUCUUCAACAUUUUACUGCCUCCAAUCAUUUUCCAUGCUGGAUAUAGUCUUAAAAAGAGACAUUUCUUCAGGAACCUGGGAUCCAUCCUGGCGUAUGCUUUCUUAGGAACCGCACUGUCCUGUUUUAUUAUUGGAAAUCUCAUGUAUGGUGUCGUGAAGCUGAUGCAAGCUGUAGGACAGCUGUCUGACAAGUUUUACUACACAGACUGUCUCUUCUUUGGAGCCAUCAUUUCAGCCACUGAUCCAGUCACAGUCCUGGCUAUAUUUAAUGAACUCGGUGCAGAUGUGGACCUGUACGCGCUGUUAUUUGGAGAAAGCGUCCUGAAUGAUGCAGUUGCCAUUGUGCUCUCAUCGUCUAUUGUCGCUUACCAGCCUUCCGGAGGGAAUAGCCACACAUUCGAUGCGGCAGCCUUCUUCAAAUCGGUUGGAGUUUUCCUGGGGAUAUUCAGCGGUUCGUUUGCGAUGGGAGCUGUCACCGGAGUGGUCACUGCUCUUGUCACGAAGUUCACAAAGCUGCACUGCUUCCCCCUCCUGGAGACGGCUCUUUUCUUCCUCAUGUCCUGGAGCACGUUCCUGCUGGCCGAGGCCUGUGGGUUUACAGGAGUGGUUGCAGUGCUGUUCUGCGGAAUCACUCAGGCACAUUAUACCUACAACAACUUAUCCGCUGAGUCGACCAUCCGAACAAAGCAGCUCUUUGAAGUUCUUCACUUCCUGGCUGAGAACUUUAUAUUCUCCUACAUGGGGCUGGCCCUCUUCACCUUCCAGAACCAUAUCUUCAGCCCCAUCUUCAUUGUGGGAGCCUUUGUUGCUAUCUUCAUAGGAAGGGCCUGCAAUGUCUAUCCCAUCUCCUUGGCCUUGAAUUUGGGAAGAAGGAACAAGAUUGGCUGGAAUUUUCAGCACAUGAUGAUGUUUGCAGGCCUGAGAGGAGCCGUGGCGUUUGCUCUGGCAAUUCGAGACACAGCCACCUACGCCCGUCAGAUGAUGUUCACAACGACUCUGCUCAUCGUCUUCUUCACAGUCUGGGUGUUCGGUGGGGGCACCACCCCCAUGUUGUCAUGGCUACACAUCAGCGUUGGUGACCCUACCGCAUCACAGGAGGAGGAGCCCACUGGACAGUGGAGAUACUUCAGAGUUGGUGUGGAUCCUGACCAGGAUCUUCAGGGCUGCGGUGACAGCUUCCAAGUGCUGCAAGGGGACGGUUCUCAACCCGAAGGUGGAAGCAAAACCAAGCAAGAAAGUGCCUGGCUUUUCAGAUUGUGGUACAGCUUUGACCACAAUUACCUGAAGCCGAUCUUGACGCACAGCGGCCCCCCUUUGACUGCCACUCUCCCGGGAUGCUGUGGGCCUCUAGCUCGGUGCUUGACCAGUCCGCAGGCCUUCGAGAACCAGGAGCAGCUGAGGGGCACAGACUCUGACCUGAUACUGAAUGACGGCGACCUCACGCUCGCGUACGGCGACACGGCCAUUACUGCCAAUGGGGCCUCUGGAUCCCACUCUGCUUCCUCUGGAACGAGACCCAAGAGCAACUCCGAAGAGGCUCUGGAGCGAGAGCUCGAGAUGGGGGACCCUGAGCUGAUCCAUCGAGGCACUCGCCUGGUGUUUCCCAUUGAGGACCAUGCUUGAGCUGAGCAGCAGAGACUACUGCCUCUUACCCCUGACAAUGAAGAAAUAAAGGACACUGGGCCCAGCCAGUUAAAAACUUUCAACUUGUUUUAGAAAAGGGUAGGGUGUAAGAGAACAGCAGCAUUUCAUUCCCAAGCUUAAGGUGAUAGGACCAUGGCACAUGUGUAUUGAGCAGUGAAGGAGAUACAGUAGUUGGACUUGUUGUGACAACCUGUUUGAAAAAAUAUAAGAGUACUGAUGAAACGCCCAUGGGUAUAUGAGUAUAUGAAAUGAGUUCAGUGCUGUGCCUCGGCUGAGGAAUGUGCUCCUGUGGGUUAGAAGUCAAAGAGGAACUGUUUACCUGAGCUAGAGAUCCACAUUUCAUUACAUUCAAGUGUCUAGCAGAAGAAUGCAUUUGUGAUGUCAAUCCGUCCUCAUUGUUAUUUUACAUUGCUGCUAAAAAAAAAAAAAAAGAGACUGAGCCCCUCAAAGGAGGAACAUCUAGCAGCUGCAUUGUGAGCCAUACUGCACUUAAUCUCUGCUAGCAAACUGGAAGCUCUGCAAUGUAAGCAUGAAGCAAACCCCAUUAAUGUAACCCCCUUUUUAAUGGAACCAGUGCUGUGGCUAAAAUUACAUCAUGUUGUUAUCAGAAACUCAAUUAUUGGAUGUUCCAGAAUGUAAGAACCACAGACAUCUUCUGACCCUGCUUUUAUCCCAGCAAGUUUAGUACAGUGUGUGUGCAUUAAUACAGUACAAGUCUGUGGCUAAUUUGCAGCUGUUUCUGUGUCUAAUAAGCCUGAUCAGCGCAUCGCUGCAUACAAGAAGCAUGGGCCCAAUUCUAUAAAGCUUCAUCCAGGCAACAAGUGCUCUGUUGUGUAACAGCAACAACCAUGAGAUACAAAGGGAAGCAAUUGAUCAUGCAGCAAUCUUGGUUAAGCUUUGUCAAUUCAAGCCAUCGUCUUAUUGUGUUGGGUGUAGACUUUGGAAGCCUAAUGCUAUUGUGCACUCGCCUUCCCCAUUUACAAACCCACUGCAGUUUAAAUACACUUCUCACUGCAAUGCAAUUGGCACGUCUACUGCGUGCUUGAGUUCGACUGCAGUCAAGGUGUAACUGGUUUAACAUCUCAAGCACUGCAUUGCAAUCCCAGCUGCACGCUGCAUUCUGCAGCCACAGCGCCCUGAAACUAACUACAUUCUCAAAGCUAUUCACUCCCAAGUCGACCAGAUAUAAUCAAGUCAGACUUUAAUCAUAAUCAUGCAGCUUUGAAAGUAGUCAAGUUGUUUCUGAUUGGUUUUAAAUUUGUAAUGCCUGUUUUUUUUAGAUAAAAUUGCGCUAAUGAUGACUUGGAGUAAAUAGAUUUGAGAAUCUAUCCCUGUGUGGUUGUUCUGUCCUCUCUUAAAGCACUUUAUAAUUGGACUGCAGUCAAGUGUGACGUCCUUGUGUCUCGUUCGCACGGUCCGUUACAUGAAUAUCCUGUCUAGUCCCCCUAUAUUGCAGCGUGUUCUAACAGCUUUUCUUUUGAAUUGAGUUUUUAAUAAUGUUAAUAAUCAAAUGAGGUAAAACAAUGAGGAUGAGAGUUACCUGUAUCUUAUGACUAACAAGAAUUUCAAUUUGUAUAUGUGUGUGUAGAAAUGUAUGAUUGCUAAUAUCUGUACACAGUGGGCUCCACAAAUAUUAGGAUAUUUUAUAUUAGAUUUUUUUAUGUCUGCUUCAUGUCUGUAAACAGGAAUAUGAAGUUGUUUUAUUCUUAUAGAUAAUAGAAUGAAUAGAAGAGACACUAUUUGCCAGUAAUAUCAGUACUACCUUACAAGAUCUACUGUAGCUAUAUUUUUCCACUUGGAUCUCUAGGAAUCAGUCUUUAUAUAAUCUCCAUCUCCUUAUUGAUUUAUUUUUAUUAACAUUCAUGAUUUAUUAAAAGUACUAGAGCUUUGUGAGGCCAAAAUAAUUCCAAAAGAUGAUUUCUUGUUUUUGUUUUACGUUUUAUUUAUCUGCUACACAUCACUUUCAUUGUUGAAUUUUUAUUUAAAUGUGGGCCUUAGAAAUGUGGUUAAAUUCAGUGCUGUUGAGAAACUAUAGAAACUCAAUGACCUUGUGGUCCGUACUCGUUUUUAUUCUCUCAUAGAAACUCAAUGGCCCCCCUUGUGUUCAGUGCUCGUUUUAAUUGUCAGUCUGAGCUUAAUCUCAGUAACAUUGCUAAGCAGUCAUGGAUCUUGUACUGCGUGUGUAUAAUAAUACACUUGUACUACAAUCGUUGUUUCAGAUAGCUAGUAGAAACUUCUUCUCUUGCACUAGCCGCACCUUGUUGGAGCCAAUCGUACAUUUCUAUACACAACCUAAUGGAUUCCAUCUUUUAGAAGGGGAAUGUCCUUUGGGUAGAGUUGGCUAACUCCUCAGAAUGUGACGGGGGCUUAGGACUGUGCAAUCAAUUUGUCCAUAGCUGCCUAUAGAUUUUAUACAAUAUUUUAUUGUCUGGUAUUCAUGUGGGAACCACCAGCCCCUCUCCCAACAAACAAUUCCAGGAACCCUGUUCUUCUUCUGUGCUGUGUGUCACAAACCGUGUCUGUCUGUAAAUAUAGCAGUUCAAUCUUCCUGAUUACUUCUCAUCAUGACGUGCAGGAAGACUUUCCUUGUUUCCUUGAGUUGUUCUGCAUGUGUUAUAUCUCUGUCAAUAAAAUCUGUACAUCA